Molecule: messenger RNA, 2995 nt
Organism: Telopea speciosissima
Lineage: Eukaryota; Viridiplantae; Streptophyta; Magnoliopsida; Proteales; Proteaceae
Product: pentatricopeptide repeat-containing protein At5g61990, mitochondrial
Exons: 2
Coding region: 231-2600 (789 amino acids)
Molecular function (GO): protein binding
Source: RefSeq, a predicted model, not a curated record
CCCACCGAAGAUAACGAGGAGUAUUCUCGCGAGAUCUGCAAUCUUCUUAAAUUCGACAAUUGGGAGAUUCUGAUGCAAUCAUCGGACAUACCGAAGAAGCUGAACCCAGAAGUAGUUUCAAAUGUUCUUCAUCAUAAUCAGCUAUUGUGGCUUCUAUACUUUGCAGCUAUAGAAACUGUGAAGGUGCUAGCGCUAAGGUGUUUGAUAUAUUAAUUGACACUUACAAGAAGAUGGGUAUGUUGGGGGAAGCUGCUGAUGCAUUUUUAGCUGCUAAAAAUGGCAAUGUUUUGCCUAGUUUACGGUGCUGUAAUUCUCUCUUGAAAGAUCUGUUGAAGGAUAAUAUGAUUGGGAUGUUUUGGAAGGUCUAUGAUGGAAUGUCGGAGGCCAAAAUAUCUCCUGAUGUUUACACAUAUACCAGUUUGAUUGGAGCUUUAUGCAAGACAGGGAACAUCAAGGAGGCAAAGAGGGUUCUUUUUGAAAUGGGGGAGAAGGGUUGCAGUCCCAGCUCGGUUACUUACAAUGUGGUUAUUGGAGGUUUAUGUAGGGCUGGGGAUCUUUAUGAUGCUUUUGAGUUGAAAAAAUCCAUGGUAGAGAAAGGUUUGGUCCCGGAUAGCUAUACAUACACCACGCUUAUUAAUGGGUUUUGCAAUAAGAAGAGGUUUGAAGAAGCAAAACUGAUGUUAGCGGAGAUGCCUGAAAAGGGUCUGAAUCCUGGUCAUUAUCCCUACAUGGCUUUGAUGGAUGGGUUCAUGAGAGAAGGUGACAUAGAAGAGGCUUUCAAAAUUAAGGACGAGAUGCUGACAGGGGGUGUUCAACUCAAUCUUGACACAUAUAACAUUCUUGUUCAUGGGGUUUGUAAAGCUCGGAAAAUGGAAAAGGCACACCAACUCUUGAAUGAGAUGAUUGAAAGAGGAUGGUUACCUGAUUCCAGGACAUAUACUUUAUUGAUUGAAGGCUACUGUCGAGUGCAGAAUAUGGGCCGGGCCUUUGAGCUACUUGAUGAGAUGAAGAGGCGGAAUUUAUCACCCUCAAUGCGGACUUACAGUGUAAUAAUUAAUGGGCUAUGCCAACGUGGGGAUUUCCCUCAAGUUAAUGGUGUUUUGUCAGAAAUGGUUUCUAGGGGUUUCAAGCCUAACGCUGUUGUGUACACAACUCUUAUUACAGGUUACUGUCGUGAAGGUAAAAUUGAAGAGGCAACGAGGGUCUUAAAGGAAAUGAGUGAGAAAGGGGUUGAACCUGAUGUAUUCUGCUACAAUUCUCUUCUAAUUGGCCUCUGCAAAGCCAGGAAGAUGGAAGAAGCAAGAACUUACUUAGAGGAAAUGGUGGAGAGGGGGUUGAAUCCAAAUGUUUUUACUUAUGGGGCUUUCAUCGAAGGCUAUAGUAACUCCGGUGAAAUGCUGGAGGCUGGCAGGUAUUUUUGUGAGAUGCUAGAACGUGGUCUGGUGCCAAAUGAUGCUAUUUAUACACUCUUAAUUAGUGGGCAUUGUAGAGCAGGGAAGGGAGAGGAGGCAUUGUCAACAUAUCGAAAUAUGCUUGGACGAGGGAUUCUCCCAGACCUAAAAACUUAUAGUGUACUCAUUCAUGGUCUCUCGGACAAUGGAAACGUUCAAGAGGCUAUAGGGGUCUUCUUGGAACUUCAAGAGCAUGGUUUGUCUCCUGAUGCUUUCAUUUACAAUUCACUUAUCUUUGGGUUCUCCAAGCAAGGUGAAAAUCUAAAAGCUCUCAAACUUUGUGAUGAGAUGCGUGAGAAGGGUAUUGAACCAAGCAUAAUUACUUUAAAUGCAUUGAUCAAUGGCUUAAGCAAGUCGGGUGAUCUUAAGAGAGCUAGAGAACUGUUUGACAGCAUCUCAGGAAUAGGUUUAGUGCCCAACACUGUGACUUACACCACAAUGAUAGAUGGCUACUGUAAAUCAGGAUAUGUUACUGAGGCAUUUAAUUUAUUCAAUGAGAUGCUGUUAAAGGGGAUCCCUCCUGACAGUUUUCUUUACAGUGCACUGGUUGAUGGUUGCUGCAAGGAAGGUAACAUGACGAAGGCUAUGGAAUUGUUUCAUGAAAUGUUGAAGAAGGGCUUUGCUACUACACGUGCUUUCAACACUUUAAUUCAUGGGUUCUCAAAGAUUGGAGAGCUGCAUGAAGCCAACAGAUUGUUGGAAGAGAUGACUGAUAAGAAGGUCGUACCUGACAACGUGACGUACACGAUUCUGAUUGACUGCUACUGCAAGUUGGGGAUGAUGGAGGAUGCAAACCGGCUCCUAUUGGAGAUGCAGGAAAAGAAUCUAAUACCAAAUGCUGUAACAUACACAUCACUAAUAGACAGUUACAUGAGGCAAGGUAACUCAUCAAAGGCAACGGAAUUAUUUGAGGAGAUGGUGGCAAAGGGCAUAAAGCCAGAUGAAGUCACCUUUGGUGUAAUGGAAAAUGCUCUAUACAAAGAAAAGGAAUUGAUUCAGGUAAUUUUAUUAGUAAUUAUGAUCUCAAUUUUGUUGUUGUCAAUAUUCUUUUUAUUGCUACAAUUAUACCACAUGGGGUACUGUUGGAUGCAAUAUGCCAUCCUACAGUUUCAUCACAUUAUCAUAUCGACUCCGAGAUUGUUCAGCUAGUAUGCUUGUCAUGCUCUUCUGAGACUAGGUUUGUUUCUUGUGUAGAGUUCCUGUUUUAACCUACAGUUCAUAUUUUCCUCCUUUUUUUUUCCUCCCCGUUUUUGGAUUAGCACCCACAAAAGAUUGUACUUUCAUUUCUCAAGAAGUAUGAAAGUGCAAGUUAAGUAAAACCGUGUCUGCCCAAAAUCUCUAUACUACAAUGUAAUGAUGUAUACAAAAAGUGGGCACCAAAAGCAUCUACAAAAAAUCUUAAAUAUAUCAUCAGAAAGCAAGGAAUCCCAUCUGGAAGAGAAAUUUUUCCUAUGUACACCCACAAAUUCUUUACAUGCUAUUGCACAAUCAAGUAAAUGCCCAAUAAUAUCGGCAAAGAUUCUUGGGAGAACUCUACAAUUGUC